Rosa chinensis is the source of this 1509-nucleotide messenger RNA. Its product is annotated as UPF0481 protein At3g47200. The transcript has 2 exons. The record is from RefSeq and is a predicted model, not a curated record. The coding region runs from base 1 to 1509 and encodes 502 amino acids. Lineage: Eukaryota; Viridiplantae; Streptophyta; Magnoliopsida; Rosales; Rosaceae.
AUGGCGUGUACUGAUGGUGAAAUCACAGUCGUAGAGCCAAAUGGGGAGGAGGCAGUGGUGAUUGAUAUUGACCCUGUAGCUGCUAUGCGAAGGCAUCUAGCGGUAGCGGAAAACGUAGUCACAACUCCUAGUGGGGGCUACCCUGGCUCUAGAGGAAGAGUUCCUCAAAGCCUCAUCAACAUCAGCCCAACAGCGAUCGCUCCUGAAAUGGUCUCCAUCGGACCUUUUUACCACGGAAAGGAGAUACUGGUGGAUUUUGAAGACUCCAAAUUGUGGUUUCUUAAUCGACUCCUUUCUCGAACAAAGAGACAUGGUGGGCCUGAUCGUCUAAAAGAUUUGUUUGAAGCCGUGCAAAAAUUGGAGAAUUUAGCGAAAGGAUUCUAUGAUGAGGAAGUCCCCAUGAGGAGCCCGGAGUUUAUCAAAAUGAUGGUGCUUGAUGGAUGCUUUAUCAUUGAGCUGUUUCGACAUCUUGGUAGAAAUGAAGAUGUCUUAGGUUUCAAUAAUCCUAUCUCUGCCAAGCCAUGGUUGAUCCCAAUUAUCACUAGGGACCUCCUCAAGCUUGAAAACCAACUCCCUUUCUUCGUCCUUGAAAGAUUGUUCAGAAUUACUGCCCCUGCUGAAGAUCAUGGGGAUCCUCUAGCUUUACUUGCCUUGAAGUUCUUUAAUCUUUCCUUGCCUAGGCUUAAUGAUGAUGUCCUUAAAAGUCUAAUCCGUAACCCUCUACUAAGUCGUGAAAUCGACAACCACUUGCUUGGCUUGUUUCACUACAGCGUCUGUUCCACUCGAUCUACAAAUGAAAAACAUCAGCUGUCACCGUUCCGGCUUAUCCCAGCACCUUUCCUGGCCUUGCCACAGCUCCCUCCGCUCCUAGAACAAAGCGAAGACCACCGAGUCAGUCCACUAAGAUUUCUUUCCCUAACUCUAUCCAACUCUGAAGAGCAUCGAGUCCUGUCAAUCCAGUCUACCACACAACUGAGACCCUCUGGGGUCAAGUUUAAGCCACACAAAGCAGACAACUUCUUAGAGAUCAAUUUCACAAAUAGGGUUCUACAAAUCCCACCUAUUACCAUCAAUGACCUCACCAUUACCGUCUUCAUCAACUGCCUAGCCUAUGAACACUCGCACGAUCGCGACCUCACCGAUGGUAGCUUCACCCAUUAUAUUGCCUUCUUGAGCUGUCUGAUCAAUUCACCUAGAGACGUCGCAUUCCUUUGUGCUGAAGGGAUUAUUGCUAGUUACUCUCACAACGAUCUUUAUAUAGCUGGGCUGUUCAACAGGUUGAGGGAGAAAGUUUAUUUUCACAGAAAUACUUGUGGUUACCUCGACGGGGAAUUCAGAGCCGUGGAGGCUUAUUACAGCAGCCAUUGGGGUACCUUUAUGCGAACUUAUUUCAGCACUCCAUGGUCCUUCAUUUCAGUUGUUUCAGCCAUCAUCCUUCUUGUCCUCACCGGAGGCCAAACUGUUCUGGCUGUUUUGAGCUACAUCGACCAGAGAGGAAAGCGACUGUGA